AUGACCAGGGAGAAAAAUGUCCAUGAUGUAUCUACUCUAGCAGCACCUACCCCAGCAGCACCUACCUCAGCAGCACCUACCCCAGCAGCACCUACCUCAGCAGCACCUACCUCAGCAGUGCCUACCCCAGCAGCACCUACCCCAGCAGCACCUACCCCAACAGCACCUACCCCCCAGCACUUAGCCCAGCAGAGCCUACCCCAGCAGCACUUACCCAUCCGCGGCCUUCCCAACCUUCUACUAACCCAUCUCCCUCAGUCGAUUUACCUCUCCGGAAGACAGGUUGGGUUCGCCAGGAGUCAACACGCAUGGCGCAAGCGAACAUGA
This is a messenger RNA of Suillus bovinus, 327 nucleotides long. RefSeq lists its product as uncharacterized. The coding region runs from base 1 to 327 and encodes 108 amino acids. The record is from RefSeq and is a predicted model, not a curated record. NCBI's taxonomy places the organism in Eukaryota, Fungi, Basidiomycota, Agaricomycetes, Boletales, Suillaceae. The transcript is spliced from 3 exons.